GGCGGAAGAAAACAAAAGAAAAAAGAAAAAAAAAAAAACACGUCAGCUAAGUUAAGGAUACCUGUCUCGCCAAGAUCUCUAUCGGCGACGCGCGACGAGCUCUCCGCCGAAGCAUACCUGUCUCGCCAAGAUCUCUCUCCGCCGAAGCUUGCCGCCUCCCUCUAUCGCCGACGCGCGACGAGCUCUCCGCCGAAGCAAACCUCUCUCGCCGCGAUCUAGGGUUUUUUGCUGGCUUCUCUUCCCUCUCUCGCCGGCGGCGCAUUCCUCCCUCUCCUGCGGUGUCUUGCGAUCUAGGGUUUUUUCCUGGCUUCUCUUCCCUCUCUCGCCGACGGCGCACUCCCUCUCCUCCGAAGCUUUCAAGGUGCCGCGAUCAAGGGUUUUUUGCUGACUUCUCCUCCCUCUCCUCCGAAGCAAACGAGGUUUUUUCUUUGAUGUAGAAAUAAAAUCAUUUAUUUCCUAGAGCAGCAAUCAUUCCAUUCUUCACAGAUUAAUUAAUUUUUUGAGAUAAUUUCAUCGUCAAUUGUUAUUUUAGUAAUAUGCUUCAAUUUGCAAUAGUUGCAUUAAUUAUUGUUUUAGUAAUAUAUUUUGUGUAUUUCUAUCUGAUAGUCUGCAUGAAAUAGUCUCCACACUGAUUUCAAAAGAUUUGUGUACAUUUACUUGCUUGAUUCUUAAAGACCUAUUGACCAUUAACAAAAUUAGCAAAUAGAAUAGAAGUUAAAGCUGAUGAACAUUCUAGGUACUCUAAGUGCAUGUUUCCUACUAGACAUUAAGAACGGAUCUAAUAGCUAUAUAUAUAUAUAUAUAUAUAUAUAUACAGAUUUGAUAUGCUGAGCGAUGCUUUGUGCGCGACCGUGAGCGACGCGCAGACGUGGCGUUGCCAGCUCGGUUUCUCUAUAAAUAAAAUAUUCCUACUAUUCUCUCUCUCCGGUGGGCCUCUGUUCACUCGCCCAGCAUAUCAAAUUUGUAUAUAUAUAUAUAUAUAUAAGAUACAUCUUUUGAUAAAUUAUUGUUUAUUUUUAGGUACACAUACUGUUAUUAUUUGAUGAUUCAUUUUCAAAAGUUAAAGGAUUCAUUUGAUAAACAACACAACCCCAAUUCUCGGUUGGUUUAGAUCCCUCGUUCCUCGACCCUUCUUCGUGAUCUCGACCCUUUGCAUCGCCGUCGCCGUCGCCGUCGCCGUAGGAGGUAGCACACGGCGCCGCCUACCGGUUUUUCUCCCCUCUUCCUGCUUUCUGCGGAUGGUGACGGUUCCUCCCCUUCUUAGUCUUUGCUGACGGCUGACCGGACACAACGUCGACUCUCGGCUUCUCUCCACUAUUUUCUCAACUCUAGCUCGUAGAACCAUUCUUUUAAUGCUCUAAGCAUGAGCCUAGCGGUAGAAUCUCCAUUGCAAUCUUCAAGUAGCGGAGAAGACUUUGCCGCUUUUCUUGAUUCAGAAUUGGAUUUAGCUUCCUCCAAGAGUUCUCCUAAUGAAGAGAAUGUGAAGAAUGACGAGGAAAUUGAUUUGCAAGAGCGAAGGAGUAAAAGACAAAAAUUGGAGGGGUUUGACACUUUAGAAGAUCUUGAAACUGAAACAUUGGUCGAGCCAAUUGAAGAACAUAUUGGAACAUCUACGGCUGGAAAGUAUGUAAUCUGCCCUCCACAUCCUGGAUUCUUCAAAGGAUUAUGCAUCAGAUGUGGACAGAUAGAAGAAGAUGGAUCAGGUGUUGCAUUUGGUUAUAUCCAUAAGUAUUUAAAGCUAGGCAACGUGGAAAUUGAGAGGCUUCGUGGUGCAGAUCUAAAGAAUUUGUUGCAUAAGAAAAAAUUGAUAUUGAUCUUAGAUUUGGACCAUACUUUACUCAACUCUACAUGCUUUGCUGAUAUCACUUCUGAUGAAGAAUAUUUAUUUAGACAGAUCGAUGGCAUGAAAGAUGAUCCUGACAGAAGCUUAUUCAGAUUGGAUACUAUGCAUAUGUUGACAAAGUUGAGGCCCUUUGUUCAUAAUUUUCUGAAAGAAGCAAGUUCUUUCUGUGAGAUGUACAUUUAUACUAUGGCAGAGCGUUCUUAUGCUAUGGAAAUAGCCAAGCUUCUUGACCCUGAUAAAGUGUACUUUGAGUCAAAGGUUAUCACUCAAUCUGAUUGCACCCAGAGACAUCAAAAAGGCCUGGAUGUGAUACUUGGUGCUGAAAGUCUUGUGGUGAUUCUUGAUGACACAGAAGCUGUCUGGCAUAGGCACAAAGACAAUCUAAUUCAGAUGGAGAGAUACCACUUCUUUGCUUCUAGUUGUCGUCAAUUUGGUUUUAAUGCUAAGUCAUUGUCUCAACUGAUGAAGGAUGAAAGAGAAUCUGAUGGUGCGCUUGCUACUGUUCUCAAGAUUCUUAAGCGGACUCACCAGAUGUUUUUCGAUCCAGACAUUGCUUCUGAUGUGUCAACAAGAGAUGUAAGGCCGUUGCUUAAAGGUAUACGGCGAGAAAUAUUACAAGGGUGCAGAAUAGUUUUUAGUCAAGUAUUUCCAUCAAAGUCGCCGGCCCAGGAUCAUCCAAUCUGGAAGAUGGCGGAAAGAUUAGGAGCUACAUGCUAUACGGAAGUGGACCCAUCGGUGACGCACGUCAUCUCGACAGAUACAGGUACCCAAAAGGCACAUUGGGCAGCUCAAAAAAAGAAGUUCUUGGUUAGUCCACACUGGAUCGAAGCAUCAAACUUCCUGUGGCAACGUCAGAAGGAAGAAGAUUUCCCGAUUAGCAAUCCACGAAGCCGCAACAGUUGAUUUCACCGCGAAAGCUUCAGACACUGUUUGAUGAAGGAUCUGUUCUGUUGGUCUGCUUGAAUCAGUUUUACCCAUCUAUAUUUGUUGUGGAUACUUCAACUAACUACUACAAGCUAAUACACCAUCUCAUUUUAUGAGCAUUUCAAGUUGCCAAACCAUUUAUAUCAAUGGUAGUACAUUGAGCUGUUUUAUCUCUGUUCAUUUAGUAUUAUAUUAGUGGUCGCAUGGUACUUGUAAAAUUUGCUGUUCAGUCAGCAACAAAUUUAAACCUCGGAAGAAAUAUAUAUAUUUUUCUCAUAA
Molecule: messenger RNA, 3046 nt
Organism: Zingiber officinale
Lineage: Eukaryota; Viridiplantae; Streptophyta; Magnoliopsida; Zingiberales; Zingiberaceae
Product: RNA polymerase II C-terminal domain phosphatase-like 4
Exons: 9
Coding region: 1364-2746 (460 amino acids)
Cellular component (GO): nucleus
Molecular function (GO): RNA polymerase II CTD heptapeptide repeat phosphatase activity
Source: RefSeq, a predicted model, not a curated record